GAGCAGGGCGGUACGCGGACCGCGCAUGCGCCAGAGCGCCAGCGCUCUCCCCGGAUAGAGCGGGGCCCGAGUGUUUCGGCUGUGGAGGUUCGGCUCGCGCUAGCGUUCGCGUUCUUCCGCCGACAUGUCGGCCACCAUCGAGCUGGAGUUCGAGGACCUGGAUGCUCAGUGUCGCUGGCAGCCGUUAUACUUGGAAAUUCGAAAUGAGUCCCAUGACUAUCCUCAUAGAGUGGCCAAGUUUCCAGAAAACAGAAAUCGAAACAGAUACAGAGAUGUAAGCCCAUAUGAUCACAGUCGUGUUAAACUGCAGAAUACUGAAAAUGAUUAUAUUAAUGCCAGCUUAGUUGACAUAGAAGAGGCACAAAGAAGUUACAUCUUAACACAGGGUCCACUUCCUAAUACAUGUUGCCACUUCUGGCUCAUGGUAUGGCAGCAAAAAACCAAAGCAGUUGUCAUGUUAAACCAAAUUGUAGAGAAAGAAUCGGUGAGUAAUAUUUAAUAUUUUUGGUUUAUUGUACUGCAUGUGAUCAUUAGCUUAAAAUUUUCAUUUUGGAGGGUUAUGAAUUCAUUAGUUUGGGCCUUAAAUUGCUAAAGAUUAAUAUAUCAUUUUCCUUCCCUUUUUAUUAAAAUUUUUUCCCCUUUUAUAGCUUCAUGGUGCUACAUAUUCAUACUGUGCUACGUAAGGACAUUCUCAUACAAGUAUAAGUGAUAUGCUGAGCAGGUUCCCUACCAUUCCUCCCCUCUCCCCUCCUUUUAGCCUUUUAGCCUUUUGUUCUCUGGACAGUUUUACUUCUACUUUCAUGUCGUACAUACAUCCUACAUAUUAUACAGAUACAAAGAGAAAACACUAUAUUUGUCUCUCUGAGACUGUCAUAGCUCACUUGAUAUGAUUAGCUUCAGUUGCAUCCAUAUUCCUACAAGAGACAUAACUUUGCUCUUUAUGCUUGGAAAAAAGUUCCAUUUUGUAUAUGUACCACAUUUUAUCCGUUCCUUUGUUUUUGGACAUCUGGGUUGGUUCCAUAAGCUAGCUUUUGUGAAUAAUGCCACAGUAAACAUUCAUGUGUAAGUAUCUCUGUGAUAUGUUGACUUAAGAGAUCUUUGG
This is a messenger RNA of Nannospalax galili (Upper Galilee mountains blind mole rat), 1102 nucleotides long. It is a transcript of the gene Ptpn2, whose product is annotated as protein tyrosine phosphatase non-receptor type 2. The coding region runs from base 125 to 499 and encodes 124 amino acids. The record is from RefSeq and is a predicted model, not a curated record. The transcript has 4 exons. Lineage: Eukaryota; Metazoa; Chordata; Mammalia; Rodentia; Spalacidae. Gene Ontology annotation, biological process: protein dephosphorylation. Gene Ontology annotation, molecular function: protein tyrosine phosphatase activity.